CUUCAACUUAAGUUUACAUCUUACGUUUACAGUUACAGCGACUUGUGUUGAAAAUCCUAAUUUUCUCGAUGAAGUCUGAGCUUUAUAAAGGUUGCUUUCUAGCAUGAGACACAAGUUUAGUUAUAGUUGUUUUUCAGCAAAAUACACAGAUCCAGUUAUCAUUUGUCCUUAUUUUGCAUCUAAAGGAAAGAGCAAUGAUAUAACUAGACUUAUGUCAGCUUGUAUCUCUUGCUGGAAAAUAACAAAAAGGAUGAAAUUUGGAAAUUUGAAUCUGUUCUACUAAUGUGAAUUCAUGAAAAAUAAUAAUUUUUCAACUUGAAAGCGGGGGGUCAUUUUUAAGUGUUUUUUAUUUCACAAAUUCACGCUAGAGGAAAAGAUUCAUGAUCGCCUCCACGAGCAUAAGUACACCUAGGUGGCGCUUUUCUUCGUCUUUCGCUGGAACGUUGCCAAAACACGAGUUUCGUUGCCGUCUAUCGAAACCUCGUUAUCAACGGCGUUUCCUGUUGGCACUAUCGAAAAGUGGGUGUUGCUCUUGUCACUCGUCUGCUCGCGGUUGCACGCAACGUAGCGAGGGUGGCGCAGGGCGGAUACGUAAGGUGAAAUUGUAGUGAGGAUCUCGGCGAUCGUCGCGAGGAGUCAUGCGUAAGUUGAUUUCGGCUUAAGCGACUGAUACUACCCUCUGUCAAAAUGAUAGGGGGUCUGUUUGUUUACAAUCACAAGGGCGAAGUACUGAUCUCCCGAGUGUAUCGGGAUGAUAUUGGCCGGAAUGCGGUGGAUGCGUUUCGUGUUAAUGUCAUUCAUGCACGGCAACAAGUACGAUCGCCCGUGACCAACAUCGCCAGAACAUCGUUUUUCCAUAUAAAACGCGCCAACAUCUGGCUGGCUGCUGUCACCAAGCAAAAUGUCAAUGCUGCCAUGGUGUUCGAGUUGCUGCUUAAAAUCAUAGAUGUUAUGCAGUCGUACUUUGGCAAGAUUUCGGAGGAAAACAUCAAGAACAACUUUGUGCUCAUUUACGAACUGCUGGAUGAAAUUCUCGACUUUGGAUAUCCACAGAACUGUGAUACGGGAGUACUGAAGACGUUCAUCACCCAACAGGGCGUCAAGUCGGCCACGAAGGAAGAACAGGCUCAAAUAACAUCGCAGGUCACCGGCCAGAUCGGGUGGCGGCGGGAGGGCAUCAAGUACAGACGCAACGAACUCUUCCUGGAUGUACUCGAAUACGUGAAUCUCCUAAUGAGCCCUCAGGGCCAGGUUCUUAGCGCGCAUGUAGCUGGAAAGGUCGUGAUGAAGUCGUACUUGUCGGGAAUGCCAGAGUGCAAGUUCGGCAUUAACGACAAGAUCGUCAUGGAGGCGAAGGGCAUGAAAGGAGGCGGCGCAUUGGGAGGCGGUGGUGACGACCCCACGGGCGCCAGGUCCGGCAAGCCGGUCGUCGUCAUCGAUGACUGCCAAUUCCAUCAGUGCGUUAAGCUUAGCAAAUUCGAGACCGAACAUUCCAUUAGUUUUAUACCGCCAGAUGGUGAAUUCGAGUUGAUGAGAUAUCGCACUACGAAGGAUAUAUCGUUGCCCUUCCGUGUGAUACCGUUGGUGCGCGAGGUGGGUCGAACGAAGAUGGAGGUGAAGGCAGUGCUGAAGUCGAAUUUCAAGCCGUCGUUGCUCGGCCAGAAGAUCGAAGUGCGCGUACCGACGCCGUUGAACACCGCCGGCGUGCAGUUGAUAUGCCUGAAGGGUAAAGCGAAGUAUAAGGCGUCUGAGAACGCGAUCGUGUGGAAAAUCAAGCGCAUGGCCGGUAUGAAGGAGACGCAGCUGUCCGCCGAGAUCGACCUGCUAGAGACUGACACGAAGAAGAAAUGGACGAGGCCGCCGAUAUCGAUGAAUUUCGAGGUGCCGUUCGCGCCGUCCGGCUUUAAAGUACGUUAUUUGAAAGUGUUCGAGUCCAAGCUGAAUUACUCCGACCACGACGUGAUCAAAUGGGUCCGCUACAUUGGACGCAGCGGCCUGUACGAAACGCGGUGUUAACGGACCAGCUUGCCGAACGCAUAAAUAAUUGUAAAGAAGUAAUCUCAAUAUGAUAAAAAAGAAAGAAAGAAAGAAAGAAAAAAAAGAACAAAACACAUGAAACACUAUGAAUAAUCGAAUAUCGAGUAUUUGUCGAUAUUAUUUCAUUGCAGCGCAUAAAUACGAAGCGACGAUCUGAAACAUUCGGAUGACUCGAUCCUCACCGGACGCGUGCAUCAAGUAGCGCAACUUACGAGCUACGUCAUUUGAGGAGGAAUUAUCCGUGAUGAUCGACACGGAAACAGUAGUAGAACGGCCGCAGGACAUUUUGCUUCUCGUACGUUAUACAUCGUGCUAGUGAGAGCGAAGUUUCUGUUUAAAUUGUCCUCGUUCCACGCUACCAAUGUGAUACGCCGGGAGAAACCCGCUGAGUGGAAAAUAAAAAAAUGGCCUCCAGCUUGCCUGAGGAGGGGGAAUGUUGUUGAGCGAGUCAACGUGGUAAUCGGAGGAUUAAACCAGGGUGAUUAUUUCUUUCGUGCCAAUUUUUCAUGUCGUCCACUGCUUUUCUCUCGUGUUGAGUCUCGCGAUCCAGUUCCGCGCGGUGUCGCUUCGUGCAAACUCUGGUUUGUACGAGGAUCUUGAUGAUGUUUUCGAAAUUCUUUUCCCCGACGAGCAGAUAAUGCCGAUCAGGCUACGCUGUCUAUCAUUGAAUCGUGUCUUUACCUCUUUCUUCCGAAGCUGUUUCCGAAUUAGGUUUUUAUCGACUUUCCGUUUUCCGUGCACGCGAAGGGCCGAUGUGAUCAGUGAAAUUUACAUUAUACGGAAUAAUAUAUCGCAAGUAACAAUUGCAUUAGCAUUAAUUCCGGGGCGGACAAUUGCCGGCUCUUGAUUUGCCUUUGGAAUUAGCAAAGCCACUACAAUGUUACAAUCUACGUUCACGAGAUAAACGUAAUUGUAAGUUUAUACGUUACUAUACUAUGUAAUGUGUUUUCUUUUUUUUUAUUAUUAUUAUAUCAUGAUAUAAUGAAUUUCUGUAUUAAAACAUUGAUAUAUACAUA
Messenger RNA from Dinoponera quadriceps, 3053 nucleotides. It is a transcript of the gene AP-2mu, whose product is annotated as AP-2 complex subunit mu. Gene Ontology annotation, molecular function: clathrin-cargo adaptor activity. NCBI's taxonomy places the organism in Eukaryota, Metazoa, Arthropoda, Insecta, Hymenoptera, Formicidae. The coding region runs from base 688 to 2016 and encodes 442 amino acids. Gene Ontology annotation, biological process: intracellular protein transport; clathrin-dependent endocytosis. The record is from RefSeq and is a predicted model, not a curated record. Gene Ontology annotation, cellular component: cytoplasmic vesicle; AP-2 adaptor complex. The transcript has 5 exons.